Messenger RNA from Galdieria sulphuraria, 1258 nucleotides. Its product is annotated as zinc finger (C3HC4-type RING finger) family protein. Bases 221 to 1063 code for a protein of 280 amino acids. Lineage: Eukaryota; Rhodophyta; Bangiophyceae; Galdieriales; Galdieriaceae. The record is from RefSeq and is a predicted model, not a curated record. The transcript has a single exon.
UUGAGAAUCGCACGUGUUGCAUUCUAUUGUGUUGUUUGGGAUUUGAGAAAAGCUUAUCAUCUCUCGUUCUUGAGAUCAUCAAGAAAUGCGUUGGGAGAAAGUGUGAGUUGCUAUUUUGGCAAAAGACUUUAUCUGCAAGUGCUAUCUAUUGGUUGCUUAAAUUGAAAACAUAAUAUACUUUUCUUCGGUUUCCUUUCCUGUAUAGUGGUUUGUAUUCGGUAUGACCCAGUCUCCACCGGUCACCGUCAUCGUGUUGGUAUUUGUUGGUGUCAUCAUAACUGCUAUCGUUUUGAUAAUAUUAUUUGCCUUUGCUUGUCGUUUUGUUAGAGAUUCUGCGAAUACCUCGAGAGUUUCAAAUAUUGCGCUUUUUGGUGUUCCCAGCUCAAGCAUAAGACGACUUCGAGGAUUGUCCAAGGAAGAAAUAGAAAGAGCUUGUCCUCUUGUAAUUUAUAGAGGUCCCCAUAACUUACUGGUCGAUGUUAACGAGGAUAAAGAAGAGAAGGGAGAAGGGAACAGCACGUUGGAGGUGCCAAGAGUGAACCUUCCUUCAGGAGUUUUUUCACAAUCGUUCCAAGUAGAAGACAGCAAGCCUUUUCAGGAAAGAAACAUUCCAGAAGAUGCAGAAGAAAGUGAUUUUGGGGAAUCUAGGAAAAGUUAUGGUUAUGGAAAAUAUCGUGUGCCGGACGGUAUAUGUGCUGUGUGCUUAGAGGAAGUAACUGUAGGAACGUAUUUAAGAAUGCUUCAUUGUCGGCAUGCAUUCCAUGAUGCUUGUAUUACUCACUGGUUAUUAUGCGCCAAUCGUUGUCCUCUUUGUAAUUGCCCCGCGUAUGAAAGGCCUGUUGAAGCAACAGAUACAGCACAAGUGACGACUGAUAACUCGCCAGAUACGACGGUUGCUAUAUCAGAUAAUCAGGAAGACGAAACUCGUUCCAUAUCUAUUGCUGAUCAGGAACUUGUAGCGUCCUUGCGAAGGCAGUCAAGGCCCACCACUCGAGCUGCUAGACUUUGGACAUUUAUUCGGUUUGGACCUUAUGCAACUGCUUCUCAAAACCUUGCAGCUUAAAACCUUGUUCAAAUUUGGCAAAAGGGUUUAGAAUUUCUUUUUCAGUAGUGUUCUUUCUUGCACGAUAUAAUAUAUUGUAUUCAAAAAUGUUUCUUGCAAUGUUGGAGAAUUUUAUGGGCCAAUAUAAAGGAUACUAAGACUAAUUAUAAACAGAGUAAAAGUUACUUGUUACAAAAUGAAAAUUUAGAAUAUUCU